Molecule: messenger RNA, 3017 nt
Organism: Colias croceus (clouded yellow)
Lineage: Eukaryota; Metazoa; Arthropoda; Insecta; Lepidoptera; Pieridae
Gene: Stt3A
Product: dolichyl-diphosphooligosaccharide--protein glycosyltransferase subunit STT3A
Exons: 13
Coding region: 156-2279 (707 amino acids)
Biological process (GO): post-translational protein modification
Cellular component (GO): membrane
Molecular function (GO): dolichyl-diphosphooligosaccharide-protein glycotransferase activity
Source: RefSeq, a predicted model, not a curated record
CGUCAAAUCGUAAACUUGCAUGCCUGCUUGCGUCGGCCUUUAUAAUUUUAGGAUAGGUUGCCGGUGAAAAUAUUUUAACCAUCCCUCUAAUUUAAAGUAUCCAUAGCAUAUAUGUGUUGUUUGUAAGAAAUCAAUAAUAAAAAAUCCAGUCCAAGAUGACUGCGGACGUGCAAAGCAAGGCAAAAAUGCCGCAUCUAUCUUCCGAUAAACAACUUACAUUUAUAAAAUUAGCUGUUUUAUCAAUGGCAGCGAUAUUAUCGUUCGCAACGCGUUUGUUUUCGGUGUUACGGUUUGAAAGCGUUAUCCACGAGUUCGACCCAUACUUUAACUAUAGAACAACUAGAUAUCUAACUGAAGAAGGAUUUUAUAAUUUCCACAACUGGUUUGAUGAUAGAGCAUGGUAUCCACUAGGAAGAAUUAUUGGUGGAACCAUCUACCCUGGCCUGAUGGUGACAUCAGCUACACUAUACAACAUUAUGCAAUUUCUGAAUAUCACCAUAGAUAUUCGAAACGUCUGUGUGUUUCUCGCACCAUUCUUUUCUUCACUAACAACCAUUGUGACGUACUUGUUGACUAAGGAACUUAAGGGAGAAGGUGCAGGUCUUGUAGCGGCGUCUAUGAUAGCCAUAGUGCCUGGGUAUAUCAGUCGUUCCGUCGCUGGCAGUUACGACAAUGAAGGAAUUGCCAUUUUCUGCAUGUUGUUAACAUACUACUUUUGGAUCAAGGCUGUCAAUACGGGAACUAUCUUGUGGGCUACAAUGACGGCUCUUGCUUAUUUCUACAUGGUAUCAUCAUGGGGAGGUUACGUGUUCCUAAUCAACCUGAUACCGCUCCACGUGCUCGCGCUCAUACUGCUCGGCCGCUUCUCUGCACGAGUAUACGUAGCGUACAGCACGCUGUACUGCGUGGGCACGAUACUGUCCAUGCAGAUAUCGUUCGUUGGAUUCCAACCGGUGCAGAGCUCGGAGCAUAUGUUGGCUCUAGGCACGUUCGGUCUAUGCCAGCUAUACGCGUUCACGGACUACCUGCGUUCUCGCCUGUCUCCGCAGAACUUUGAAGUGCUGUUCAAGGCUCUGCUCACUACUUUGCUCGCUACUUUGGGCACUGCUGUCGUUGUGUUGACUGUGACUGGUAAAAUUUCACCAUGGACUGGAAGGUUCUAUUCGCUGCUGGACCCUUCGUACGCUAAGAAUCACAUUCCUAUUAUUGCCUCGGUAAGCGAGCACCAGCCCACAUCGUGGUCCUCGUUCUACUUCGACCUGCAAGUGCUUGUGUUCCUGUUCCCCGCAGGACUGUACUUCUGUUUCACAAGGCUCACCGACGCCAAUAUAUUCAUUAUUCUGUAUGGUGUGCUGAGUAUUUAUUUUGCGGGUGUUAUGGUUCGUCUUAUGCUGGUCCUAGCUCCUGUGAUGUGUAUAGUCUCUGGUAUAGCCGCUUCGAGUUUGUUGAGCCUUCACGUUAAGGACAUAGAGCCUAAAGUCGAAAAGCACGAUAAGAAGAAGAAGCAUGAAAACAAUUUGGUGUUCAGGUCUGAGGUCGGAGGCGUGUUUGUAUGCGUGCUCGGUUGUCUGCUCGUAUCCUACGUGUUCCACUGCACGUGGGUGACGUCAGAAGCAUACUCCUCACCUUCUAUAGUGCUGUCUGCGCGUGCGCAUGAUGGGGCUAGAAUUAUCUUUGAUGACUUUAGAGAGGCGUACACUUGGCUCAAGAUGAAUACCCCGCAGGACGCAAAAGUGAUGUCCUGGUGGGACUACGGCUACCAGAUAACAGCGAUGGCGAACAGAACGGUCAUAGUCGACAAUAAUACUUGGAACAACACGCAUAUAUCCCGAGUGGGCCAGGCUAUGGCGUCUACAGAAGAAAAGGCGUAUGAAAUCAUGCAAGAAUUAGAUGUGGAUUACGUUCUGGUCAUAUUUGGCGGUCUGGUCGGAUAUUCUUCGGAUGAUAUCAACAAGUUCCUAUGGAUGGUGCGUAUCGGCGGUAGUACCCCCCGCGGCGCGCACAUCCGCGAGGCUGACUACUACACACCGAGCGGGGAGUUCAGAGUGGACGGAGACGGGUCGCACACACUACUCAACUGCCUCAUGUACAAGAUGAGCUAUUAUAAGUUUGGCCUCGUUUAUACGGAGGGUGGUCGGCCACCAGGCUUCGACCGAGUGCGUGGUGCUGAAAUCGGCAACAAAGAUUUCAACCUAGAAGUACUAGAAGAAGCAUAUACAACAGAACAUUGGCUUGUCCGUAUCUACAAAGUGAAGCCUUUACCUAACCGUGGUGUUUGAUUAAAAAAUAUUCGAUCAAGCCCAAUGUAUACGUUAUAAUAUCUGUUCUAGUUCAAAAUUGUCGCAAAUUUAUUUAUUUCAUAUAUGAGAUUUUGUAGAAAAAAAUUAAUUCAGUUUUUUUAAGUAUAUCUGUACUAGUAUUUUUAGUGUUCAAAUAGUUUGUUAGGGUCUUGAUCGUUAGAAAAUUGUUACCUAAAUUGGUAUCAAUAGUGUUACCUUUAACAUUGCUAGAGAAAAUGUCUAAAUUUUAUUUUAUUAACCAUUAAAAUUAUUUUUAUUUUGUAUGUAUAAGUCUAGUGAUGUUGAAAAAAUGUUCGAAGCAUUCCAGACUCCGGUAGUAAAAUGGAGGCAUCUGGAAAUUUAUUUAAUAUUUGUAGCUCUCUUAAAGCUAAAUUUUGUCACAAAAAUGUCACUAAAAUAGCCUUUAUACUCUAUGAAAUAAAGGUCUAAGUAAAUAUAAGAUUUUAUCGCAAUCAUAAAUCUAGUGUUCGAAAUUUUAAUGAAAUGAAAUCGACUGCGCACAAAAAUUAGACGAUUAGGGCAUAUUGUAGGUGCAAAUUAUGGCAAUGUUUUAUUUUUUAUUUUUUUAUUGAACGAUAAUCGACAAUAGAAUAUUGAUUUGUUUGAAGUUAUAGAAAUAAAUUGUAUUUACUGUCACGUUUUAUGAAUCGUAUGUAUGAUAGCUAGGAAGUGUUGUAAAAAUUCAUUUUCUAUUUGAAAUAAAAUUAUUAUUAAUAA